GAUUGCAUAGAUAGCAUGCGUACGUAACACUCGUAACUACAGUGUGAGUGCGAUUCCACUUCCAGUGAAAUCAUUUUGUCCAGUGUUGCUUCAUAUAGUAGAAGAAUGACAUUCACGAGGAUGUAGUUUCUUCCAUAUAUAUAUUUUUAAUUAUAUUCACGUUCUGCUGCAGUGUCAGUAACUGUGAAAUAAUCUUCAAACUUUUGUAUAAUAGACACGAGAAUUCCGAAAUAUGCAAUUUUUUCUUUUAAACAAUUGAAAUUGCUAUAUGUUCUUGUUAAAGAUUACUUGCAAGUAGAGUGAAAGUUAUUCGUGUCUUUGACCUAAUUCAAUUCUUUAUGACCCUUGGGCAUAAAUGUAUGUGUAUUUGCAACAUUCCAAAUAAGCUUGUUAUAUAAUAAUUAUUGUUGAUAAUAUUAUAUUGUAAUUAACAUAUGGAAAGUGUAGUAUUUAAAUUAUCACAAUGACAAGCACAGAUAUACGUGAUAUAAUUCGAGUUGGAUCUCGGAAAAGCGAGUUGGCUUUGAAACAAACAAAAUAUGUAAUAGAAUGUUUAAAGGAAUAUCAUCCAACAACAGAAUUUCAAAUAGUUACGAUGGCAACUAAAGGAGAUAAAAUCUUAGAUAAAUCUUUACCCAAAAUUGGAGAAAAAUCUUUAUUUACAGAGGAAUUAGAACUUGCACUUGAAAGUGGUCGUGUUGACUUUGUAGUACAUUCAUUAAAAGAUUUACCAACAUCAUUACCAGAAGGAAUGGCGCUAGGUGCAAUAUUAAAACGUGAAGAUCCACGUGAUGCAGUUGUUAUGUCUAAAAAAUACAAAGAUAAAACAUUGUCUACUCUGCCAGAAGGUAGUGUGAUUGGUACUAGUUCAUUACGUAGAUCAGCUCAAUUGGCUAGAAAUAUGCCACAUUUAAAAGUGGAAAAUAUUCGCGGAAAUUUAAAUACUAGAUUAAGGAAAUUAGAUGACGAAAAUGGACCUUUUGCAGCAAUUAUUUUGGCAGCUGCUGGUUUAAAAAGAUUGAAUUGGGAGAAUAGAAUAAGUCAGCUGUUGGAACCAGAAGAAGCAUUAUAUGCUGUUGGACAAGGUGCAUUAGGAGUUGAAUGUCGAGAAACAGAUUGGAAAAUAUUGUCUCUUUUAGAGCCAUUAUAUGAUAUAGAAACAACUUUAAGAUGUGUUUGUGAACGUUCUUUUCUAAAGACAUUAGGUGGUGGCUGCUCAGCACCAGUUGCUGUUUCUUCAACUUUAAAAAAUAAAAUUCUUACUGUUACUGGAGCUGUAUGGUCUUUAGAUGGGCAGAAACUUGUCAAAGGUACUUCUGAAAGUAAACUUUAUAUGCCUGAUGAUGAUGGAGAACCUCCAAAAAAGUGUCCAUAUCGAGAACCACAAUUAUACUGCAGUGUUGCACCUGGCAAAGUAAGCAAUUUAAGUCUUUUGGGUGCUGAACAGCUUGGUAAAGAUCUUGGAAAAGUUCUUAUAGAAAAAAAUGCUCUAGAUGUAAUGGCAGAAGCAAGAAAUACAAUUUUAAAUUCAAAAUAGCGUUAAUAAACAAUAUAAAAAUUAGUUUUUCUUGAUGAUGAAAAAGAAUCUUAAGAACACAAUAGAUAUAUUGGAAGAAUAUAUAUAAUUUACAAAUUUUAAUUCUGAUGUUUCAGUGAUUUUAAAAAUAUAAGAUCUGGCUUAAAAUUCUAUAAUAUAGCGUUUAUUAACUAUAUUUAAUUGCUCAGAUUAUAUUAUGUUUAUUUUUUUAUAAAUGUAGAAUGAAUUGGGCAGAAUUGAUUGUAAUAUUGAAUACAGUUUAAGUAAAAGCUAUACACUGCCAUAUUAUAAUUUUGAAGUUAUGCAGAAUGUUGUACUAUUUAUGACAAUUUUUAUUAUUACUAUGUUUAAAUGAAGUUGAACUUUUUAUAUAUAUAUAUAAAUAAUUCUAUUUUUUUAAAACAAAAAAUCAUUAUCAAGAAAACUAAUUAUAUUAAUAUAAAUAUUGUGAUGAAUAUAUUUAUGAAACAGUAUAUCAUGAAAGAUAUUAAAAAAUUAUAGUUUAUAUUUUAAUUUGGUAAUCAAUAAUAAUAAAUUAAUUCGUUAUUAAAUAGUGUUCGGAUAAGACGAUUCGUUUCAAAUUGAUGAUCAUACUUAUUCAUUAUGAUCUCUCGUUUUUUAGUCUUAUUAUGGAGACUUAUCUUUUUUGAUAUUUUUUUGCUUCCUUUGACUUUUAUUCAAGGUACAUGUUCAUUUAUUUCCUCUGAUGUGAAGGGAAUUAUUUGUACAUACUUUGAUUGAAAGCUAUCUAUAUAGCAAUGGUAACUGAUCAGAUAGCUUCAUGGUUAAUGAGUCAAUGAAAUAAAUAGAAAUAAUAUUUGUAAAAUAUUGUACAUUGUAGUUACUAUGUUAUAUAUUGAGGGACAUUAAAGGAUAUAAAAUAUUGUAUACU
Messenger RNA from Frieseomelitta varia, 2429 nucleotides. Its product is annotated as porphobilinogen deaminase. Gene Ontology annotation, cellular component: cytoplasm. The transcript is spliced from 6 exons. The record is from RefSeq and is a predicted model, not a curated record. Gene Ontology annotation, biological process: heme biosynthetic process. Lineage: Eukaryota; Metazoa; Arthropoda; Insecta; Hymenoptera; Apidae. Bases 464 to 1537 code for a protein of 357 amino acids. Gene Ontology annotation, molecular function: hydroxymethylbilane synthase activity.